UAAAACUAUCAAAAUCUAAGUACCUAACCAAACUAUUUCGAGAUAAGGAAUAGUGAAUUCUGGACCCUGAAUUGGACAUUUGGAACACGACUCACUACUAUUGUGACUAUCGUGAUUUGGACUAACUGUCUAAGCUUGGAUAAUUUAUUAAUUUAUCAAAAUUUAAUUUUCAAUUUUGUAAUAUGCCUCAUUUCCGUUUGGAAACAAAUGUUUCUAAGUCUAAAGUAACACCAGAAAUAUUGAAAAAGAUUUCUACAGCCGUGGCCAAGACUCUUGGAAAACCGGAAUCGUAUGUGGUUGUGACUAUUGUGCCCGAUCAACUUAUGCAUUGGGAUGGAGAUGAUAAGCCCUGUGGUACUGCUACGUUAAUGAGCAUCGGUUCCCUAGGCGUUGAACAGAACAAGAAACAUGCAGCUGUCUUGUAUCCUCUUUUAAAAAAAGAGCUAGGCAUACCAGAUGACAGAUUAUACAUAACAUUUUCGGACCAAAGUUCAUCCAAUGUUGGUUAUUCUGGAACAACCUUUCAAACAAUUUUAGGAUAAUAAAUAUAAGGAGAACAAAAAACUACACUACAAUUUAUGACUUUUUUACUUUUCGUUUCACCUUCUAUGAUUAUCUAAGCUUUACAACCAAAUCCAAAAAAAAUUCAACAGAUUUAAAUUAAGAAAAAUAAACAUUUACAUUGAUUUA
Messenger RNA from Acyrthosiphon pisum (pea aphid), 690 nucleotides. RefSeq names its product macrophage migration inhibitory factor-like. The transcript has 4 exons. Gene Ontology annotation, molecular function: cytokine activity; phenylpyruvate tautomerase activity. NCBI's taxonomy places the organism in Eukaryota, Metazoa, Arthropoda, Insecta, Hemiptera, Aphididae. The coding region runs from base 183 to 542 and encodes 119 amino acids. The record is from RefSeq and is a predicted model, not a curated record.